AAGAUUAUAAUUUGCGGAACAAAAGUUUGUCUAUUCCUAAAAAAAAAAGGUUAAUAGUGUAAUCAAUGAUCAUACUAUACAUUAUUUUAACGGUAGUAAAGCCGGACAACACAUGCCAGUAGAGAAGAGAGAGAGAGGAAGAGAGGAGCAGGCCCUUGCAGGCGGGAUUUUGGAGGGAGAGAGAGAGAUAAUUUCUUCCACAAGCAGACAAGCCGUGGCCGUACCGUUGAUGAAAAAGCCAGAAUCCUCCUUUGUAUUUGCAAACGCACUCUUUGAUUUCUACACACGCCUUUACUAUAAUUAACUAUCAAACACUUUGUCUAGAGAGAGAGAGUAACGGGUUGAGUCAACUGUCAACUGAAGGUGUUGAUGGAGCUGUAAAUGCUGGCGAUUUCGUCACAGAAAUUCCGAGACCCCUAACCGGACGCAUAUGUUUUUCCAUCCCUUUUAUCACGGCUGCUAUUAUAUCGCUUCAAUGAAAUCACUUCCUGCACUCAUUAGCUCUCUAUUUUCGUAGAUAUAUCGUGAUUUUUGAGUAAAAGUAGACAAUUGUGUUUGAUGGAAGAGCUGCGAGAGAUCAAUCAGAGACCUCAGCAAUUUGGAUCCGAUGACAAAUCAAAUUCAAGCAAUUCCGAGACUGAUGAAAUUGCUGAUUCAAAUGUGAAGUCAAAAAUAGAGGGGGAAAACAAAUGUCCGUCGCAUGUAAUCGACGUGAAAUGUGAUGGAUUUGUGGGCGAAAAUCAGAGGGUGUGUAGAAUAUGCCAUUUGAAUGCGAAGGAAUGUGGCAAGAAUUCGAUGGAGUUGAUUGAGCUUGGCUGUGGAUGCAAAGGGGAGCUGGGAGUUGCUCAUUUGCAUUGCGCCGAGGCCUGGUUUAGAGUCAGAGGAAAUAGAAUGUGUGAGAUAUGCAGUGAGACUGCAAAGAACAUUACUGGUGUGGGGGACAUCCGAUUCAUGGAAGAAUGGAGCGAGUCUCAAACCGGGGAAACGGGUUCUAGCCCAUCAGGCGAAACCAGAAGAUGCUUGAGUGGGCAGCCGUUAUGUAACUUCUUGAUGGCGUGUCUGGUAAUAGCAUUCGUCCUCCCAUGGUUUUUCCGUGUAAAUAUGUUAUAGACGAGACCCAUUGAACGCGAAAAUUGAACGUAGCUCUGCUUCUUGGUCGUUUUUUCCGACUGUUUUUGGAGUUAUAGGCCACCAUUUUCCCACUCUGUUAUACAAAUUAAGUUCUUUCGCGUGGUUUGCAUAGUCUUCUCUUAAUUGUUUUGAGUAGUUUUUUGUAAUUUAUUUUCAAGAACGAGUGUUUCAUGGUGUCAUACGUAUAGACGCGGAUGACAUUCUUUUCUUUUUUGUGGAACACUUGUGCCUAUCGCCUCUUGCUCGACCAAGAACAAACAAUAUCUUAAAACAAUGAUGACAUUAUUUGA
Salvia miltiorrhiza (redroot sage) is the source of this 1421-nucleotide messenger RNA. RefSeq lists its product as uncharacterized. The record is from RefSeq and is a predicted model, not a curated record. The coding region runs from base 559 to 1110 and encodes 183 amino acids. Gene Ontology annotation, molecular function: zinc ion binding. Lineage: Eukaryota; Viridiplantae; Streptophyta; Magnoliopsida; Lamiales; Lamiaceae. The transcript has 2 exons.